GGUGGACGGACGGACGGACAGGCGGCUGCGAAAGGAGCCCCGUCUGGCACCUCCGGCCGGGGCGGGGGGGGGGGGACCGCGGUUUCCCGUGUGCGCGGGGCUGGGGGCCGCCGAGGCAACUUUGCUGGCGGGAGGAGGGCUCGGGCGCUAUUUAUAGCGCCUGGAAAUGACGGCAGCGCUGGCUGCCUUGUAGCCUCCUCGUUACAGGGCGGGUGGUGAUGGUUUACAUAAUUGAGGGGGGGACGGACGGGGACGACGAGGCUGAGCUCGGCGAGCUGCGGUCCGGCGGGUUCCCCCCCUCGCUCGCUCCCGCCCUGCGAGGGCCCCCGGAGCCGUGCGGCGCGUCCCUGGGCCGGGGUCCGCCGGGGACGGAGCCGGCGGGCUGGAAGAGAGCUGGUCCGUGUUUGGGGGGGGGGGGCACGGCUGUAGCCCGGCAGGGUGCCGGCCAUCUGGGGGAAACGAGCCGUUGUCCUGCGGGGAUCGCUGCGAGUGGGAGAGAAAAGGGAACGGCGUCACCCGCCGCGGCGGCUUUGUGCUCUCUCGGUGAGAGAGGAGGAGGAGGAGGAGGCUUCAGCGUGCACGGAGCAGCUGCUCCCUCCCGGCGGGGAAAACCGAGCUCUGUCUCUGCCGCGGUGCGAACACCCCCGAGCAGAUAAGGAAGAUGUUUGCCUU
Aquila chrysaetos chrysaetos is the source of this 672-nucleotide messenger RNA. RefSeq names its product translation initiation factor IF-2-like. The transcript is spliced from 2 exons. NCBI's taxonomy places the organism in Eukaryota, Metazoa, Chordata, Aves, Accipitriformes, Accipitridae. The record is from RefSeq and is a predicted model, not a curated record. The coding region runs from base 219 to 656 and encodes 145 amino acids.